AGUGAUUGCGGUUAAUAAACUGUGUAUUGUUUUUGAGUAUUUGAUAAACCAUAACAUUCCGCAUUCAACAAUAUACAUUACUGAUCUUUUUAAAAUUUGGCCGUUUAUUUUUCUCGAUACUUUCGACAGUUUUUUUUUUUUUUAGUGACAAGUUAUUGUGUAAAUGAUACUAGAUCUGUAUUUUAUUUAAAUCUUAUUUUUAUAAAUAUUUUUUUUAAAAUAAUUUUUAAAAUGUGUGAUCAAGGAUUACAAGUUACACCUGUCAAAAAAAAUAAAAGAGGCGAGGUUAUUCGAAGUAAAAAAAAAAAACUAGUUAUAAAUCUUUAUAAAAAUAAGAAGGAAAAUGAACCUAACAUAUUAUACAAGCAGUUAAUAAAAGAAUUAAUGAAUGAAACUGGAAUAGGAAAAAAUAGUAUUGAAAAAAUUAUUUCAGAAUAUAAUACAAAUAAACCCAUUUCUUCUCCGAUUAUGAAGAGAGUCAGACCAAAAAUUAUCGAAGUGAUAAAUGAUUUUUAUAAAAAUGCCAUUCGACAAAAAGUGCAUUCAUUUUGGCUAAACCGUGACCCACCAACAUUAGAUAAAAUCGUAAAUGCUGCCUCUAAAGACGACAGUUUACCUAAAUUGAAACGGACAACUAUGUACAAUCUUCUUAAAGAUUUAAAUUAUGUAUAUACGAAAAGAAAACGAAAUAGUGUUUUAUCUGAGGGAGAAGAUUUAGUUAUAUGGCGUCGAAAGUAUUUACGAAGUAUAAAAAAAUUCCGAGAAGAAGGACGAACAUUGUAUUAUUUGGGUGAAACGUGGUGUAAUGACUUUUCACAAAAGUUAUGGGUAGAAAAUACCAUAAAAUCAAAUAGCGAUUUAUUACAAAAAAAAUUAUCAAGUGCAAGCAACUCAGCUAACAAAAACAAAGAUUAUAUUAUUAUUAUACAUAUUGGUUCACGAGAAGGAUUUGUUAAAGGUGGUUUACAUUGUCUCGAAUUUAAGACCAAUAUCAAUGACUACCUUAAAGAAAUGAACAGUGAAAAAUUUUUAGAAUGGUUUAAAAAUAUAUUGCCUUUAUUAAACGAUAAUGCAGUCAUAAUAAUGGAUAAUGCUCCUUAUCAUAACAUGAAGACAGAACAAAUUCCAGAUUCAUCGUGGAAAAAAGAAAAUAUUAUAAAGUGGCUCCAAGAGAAAAAUGUUCAAGUUGAUGAUUCGUUUGUUAUAGCAGAGCUAUUGGAUCUAGUACGAAAACAUAAAUCAGCUUACGAUAAAUAUGUUGUAGAUGAAGUAGCCAAGGCAGAAAAUAAAAUUGUUUUGCGAAUACCACCAUACCACUCGGAAUUAAACCCAAUUGAACUAGCAUGGUCCAUAGUCAAAGGAUAUGUAAGAAAUAAAAAUACCACUUUCAAAAUGAAUGACGUAAAACAGUUGAUGUUUGAAGGUGUUAAAUCUGUCACAUCGGAAGAUUGGCGAAAUGCAGAGGAUUAUACAAUUAAUGAAGAAGCUAAAUUCUGGGAAGUAGAUAACAUAGUUGAUGACUUCAUGGAUGAUGAGUAUUCUUGUAUAUUCAAAGACGAAACAAGCGAUGAUAUGUCAAGUGACUGCAGUGAUAUGUAAUUUAAAAAAUAUAAAUAACGAUGUAUAUUAUAAGUAUUAUUAAUGUAUAUUGUAUAUAUAUUUUUUAAUUAGUUAAAUUAUAUUUU
Messenger RNA from Rhopalosiphum maidis (corn leaf aphid), 1685 nucleotides. RefSeq lists its product as uncharacterized. The transcript has 2 exons. Gene Ontology annotation, molecular function: nucleic acid binding. NCBI's taxonomy places the organism in Eukaryota, Metazoa, Arthropoda, Insecta, Hemiptera, Aphididae. The record is from RefSeq and is a predicted model, not a curated record. The coding region runs from base 232 to 1599 and encodes 455 amino acids.